AUGGACAGAGAUGAAGAAAACUACUACGGAAAACACGGUGAACCAAGGAAAUUUGACCCAAAGUUCAGAGGACCUAUUCAUAACAGGCACUGUACAGACGUUAUUUGCUGUGUGAUCUUCAUAGUUGUCAUUCUGGGUUACAUUGCAUUAGGAAUUGUGGCUUGGGUGCACGGUGACCCCAGGAAAGUGAUUUAUCCAACUGACAGCUAUGGGCAGUUCUGUGGUCAGAAAGAUACCCUCAAUGAGAACAAGACCAUUUUGUUUUACUUUAACAUUCUGAAAUGUGCCAGCCCCGUAGUGUUAAUAAACCUACAGUGCCCUACAACACAGCUUUGUGUCUCAAAGUGCCCAGACAGGUUUGCAACCUACAUUGACGUUCAGGCUUCCUACAGAUAUAAACCAGAUCAGUGGAAUUACUUCAGGCAGUUCUGCAAACCUGGCUUUAACAAUCCUCGCAAGUCUGUUGCUCAAGUCCUACGUGAUGAAGAUUGUCCUUCGAUGAUCAUUCCAAGCAGGCCUUUUCUUAAGAGAUGCUUCCCAGACUUCUCCACAAAGAAUGGUGUGCUAACCGUGGCAAAUCAGACUACGUUCAAAGAUGGAAGAGGGAAAACAAGAAAUGUAACUGAUCUCAGGGAAGCUGCAAACGGCAUCAAUAAUGUCCUGGAUGCAAGAUCAGUUGGAAUGAAAAUUUUUGAAGACUAUGCCAUUUCUUGGUAUUGGAUUUUAAUUGGGCUGUUCAUUGCAAUGGUUGUGAGUCUGCUCUUCCUUGUGUUAUUGAGGUUCACGGCUGGGGUUCUCUUCUGGAUUUUCAUCUUUGGUGUGAUUGGAAUUAUAGGUUAUGGCAUCUGGCAUUGUUACUGGGAAUAUGAUCACCUUAAAGGAAUACCUGGAUCUGACCUCACUGUUUACGAUAUUGGAUUCCAGACAGACUUCAGAGUGUACCUGCAACUGAGGCAAACAUGGUUAGCAUUUAGUAAGUGCCCUUGA
This is a messenger RNA of Phaethon lepturus (White-tailed tropicbird), 987 nucleotides long. Its product is annotated as choline transporter-like protein 5. Gene Ontology annotation, biological process: transmembrane transport. The transcript is spliced from 11 exons. The record is from RefSeq and is a predicted model, not a curated record. Gene Ontology annotation, molecular function: transmembrane transporter activity. Gene Ontology annotation, cellular component: membrane. Bases 1 to 987 code for a protein of 328 amino acids. Lineage: Eukaryota; Metazoa; Chordata; Aves; Phaethontiformes; Phaethontidae.